CACCAUUCAAACUUAGCAAGUAUGGCAUCAUCUCAAAAGAAUGUCUUCGUGAGCUCUCAAUCAGUUAUCAGUAUUCAAGAGCUCUUGAAAGAGCCAAUAAAAUCAAUUCCACAAAACUAUGCUCUCUCAAAACAAGAACCUCCUGUUCCACUCCCACAUGCCACCCAUCUCUUACCAACCAUUGACAUGAAUCGAUUUGCUUCCAAGGAGGAAUUCCAUCUCGAACUACAGAAGUUGCAUUCUGCUUGCCAACACUGGGGUUUCUUUCAGUUGAUGAAUCAUGGCGUAAGCUCCGAGCUGCUGGAAAAGCUGAAACAUGAGAUGGAAGGAUUUUUUAAGCUUCCGGUGGAGGAGAGAGUGAAGUACAAGAUAAGGGCAGGGGAGGUUGAAGGGUAUGGAUCCGUAGCCAGACCUGGAGGAAAGCUUGACUGGGCUGACAGGUUCUACAUGAUAACCAACCCUGUUCAUAGGAGGAAGCCAUAUCUCUUCCCCGAGCUCCCUGCAUCCUUGAGGAGUACGUUGGACACGUACAUGUUGGAAUUGCAAAAACUUGGCAUGGAACUCCUUGGGUUGAUAGCAAAAGCUCUAAAAAUAGAGGUAAAAGAGAUGAAGGAGAUUUUUGAAGACGGAAUGCAGGCGGUGAGGUUGACACUCUAUCCACCAUGCCCACAGCCAGAGCUAGUGAUCGGAAUUACUCCUCAUUCAGAUGCCACCGGCAUCACCAUCCUCAACCAAGUUAAUGGAGUCGAUGGUCUUCAAAUCAAAAGGGAUGGAAUAUGGUAUCCCGUUAGCUUCCUCCCAGAUGCUCUUGUAGUCAAUGUAGGAGACGUUCUCGAGAUUCUGAGUAACGGGAUAUAUCACAGCAUCGAGCAUAGGGCAGCAGUUCAUUCAGAGAAAGAAAGGAUGUCCAUAGCUUUCUUCAUAAACCCUAAAUUUGAGGCAGAGGGCAGAAGGACGGCACGAAGCAAGGAGCUAUCCAGACACAAGAGAAGAAACCGACAAGAACGUGAGGACGAAGCUCUACACCAAAAUAGACCAAGGAAACAGGAUGUGUGGGGAUAUGAUCGGCAGAUGUACAAUCAAGCCACUGUGUUUUUCUUUACCAAUUUCCUUGAUGAUUGGAGUUACGAAAGCAUGUGGCAAACUUUUCGGAAGUAUGGAAAAGUUUUGGCCAUUUACAGUCCAGACAGGAAAUCAAAGAUGGGGAGCAGACCAAAGUUCAAGGAAAAUGAGAGGCACAAGGGUGCUGAUCAAGGACACAACGGAGAAGAAAGAGUAAGAGUGCAAAGAACCUUUGCAGAGGUGAAGGACAGCUUGGAGUUCAACGUGGAGGAGGAAUAUUCAUGGCUUAAAGGAUGUUAUGUUGGGAUAGCCCACUCUGUUGAAAUCAUUUCGACUUUACAGGAGAAAUUUUUUCUGGAAGGCUAUUUCUCUUUCAAGGUAAGACCAAUGGGAGGUUGUUUAGUUCUGUUAGAGGGAGGAGACAAAGAUGAGAUAAAAGAUUUAGUCGAGCUUGCACCAAAAUGGCUCGGACAAUGGUUCACAGAAGUCAAACCAUGGAAACCAACAACAAUCGCAAAGAAAAGGUUUGUCUGGCUACGAUGCCAAGGGGUACCUACUCAUGCUUUGGGGGUUGAUUUCUUUGCCACAAUUGGAGAUAAGUGGGGAAAAUUCAUCACUCUUGAUGAUAGCACUAGUAAGAAAAAGAGGUUUGAUAUAGGAAGAUUGUUGAUCACCACUCCUACAAUGGACUUCAUUUCGAAAACCUUGAACAUUAAGGUUAAUGGGGAGUCAUUUAUGGUCAAAGUCAUGGAGAAGGAGGUAACUAAUGGUAUUUUCUCCAUGAAAUCUGAUCAUGUGUUUAAAGAGUUGAAUGCCUCGGAUGAUGACUACUCAGAAUCAUGGACACUAAAUAUUGUACUUGAUGGUGAGUCAAACAAUUUGGUCCUUGGUGCCGAUAGGUCUAGGGGAAGCUGGAAUAUGUUCGACGAAAAAAUGGAUGAUGAUGACGUGGAGAAAGGGGAGGUUGGGAAGAUGGAUGGGGCAAGGAGGGAUGAAGGGGCACAUAGCCAAUUUGGGCUUGUCUUGGCGGAAGUAGUGGAACUGGUAGAAAAAAAUGGGUCUUGUUUAGAGAGCCACAAAGUAGUAGCCGAAAAACCCUCUCCCGAGAAAACCCGAGAAAAUGAAGGAGACAACAACUGCCCAACUAGCCAACUACUUGUAGGGAAAGAGUCUUCCUUUUGGGAGGAUUUUGUGGAUGAAUCAAGUCAAGAGCGGGAGUGGAUGGGUCGAAAGGAAAAAAAAGUGAAGAAGAAUAGAAAAAAGAAAAGUAGACCGUGCUUGUCGGUGUACAUGAAAGGAAGGAAGAAGGUAGCAGGUGGAUCAAUCACCGACAGUGGCAUUGAAAAUAGGAACAAGCAGUUGAGAAGAGCAAAUGAGCAUGACAAUGAGAAGAGGAUUUGGGCGUUUGCAAAGAAGAUUGGAGCCGGAGAUUGUGGUAAUGAGACGGAGGUGAUAGCAAAGCUCCUUGCCAAUAGGCUUAGUUUGGUGAUGGAUGGCAUUAUUGGAGAAAGCCAGAUGGCGUUUGUUGGAGGAAGACAAAUGGUUGACAGCAUAGUUAUUGCCAAGGAAACAACUGAUGAAGCAAAGAGAAACAAGAAGGCAAGCUUUGUGUUUAAGUUGGAUUUUGAAAAAGCAUAUGACAAAAUGUCAAAAAUGACCCACAUGUUGAACUACAAACAAGGAUCGUUCCCCAGCAAGUACCUUGGAGUACCUAUAGGAGGUAGUUGUAAAAGCAUCGCUUUAUGGAAACCCUUGAUUAAGACUUUUAAGAAGAAAUUGAGCUUAUGGAAGGGUCGGUUUCUCUCCUUUGGUGGAAGGAUCACACUCCUCAACUCCAUGUUGUCUAGUCUCCCAGUUUUCCUCAUGACUGUGCACCGACUACCAAAAGAUGGUAAAUGGCUGGAGUGGGUACAAGAGAGAGCCCAAAGGGGGUCUUCAUGGUGGAAGAAUAUUUGUAGGAUAGACCACAUUGAUUUCAAUAAUAGGGGAUGGCUUUCGGAGGGAUUCAAACUAAAAAUGGGGGAGGGCAAAUCAAUCAAAUUCUGGAAGGACGUGUGGGUAGGGGACCAACCUCUUGCUAACCAAUUUCCUAGACUGUUCAUUAGUUCUACAGACAAUGACAAAAGCAUAGAUCAAAUGGGCAACCGGAGGGAGGGAAGAUGGCAUCGGUCACUACAAUGGAGACAACCGUUAUAUGUGUGGGAGGAAGACAAACUUACAGAGCUUCGGGGUCUACUUGAUCACUCAAAACCUGUCCAACAUCAAAAAGACUGCUGGGAUUGGAGGCAUGACAAAGAUGGAGUUUACACAGUAAGGACAGCUUACAACCUUCUUUCUAGCAACAAUGGGGAAAAUAGAGCAUGGAUAUAUAGAAGGAUAUGGAGCAAAUUUAUUCCUACAAAAAUCAGUGCUUUUGUGUGGCAAGUCCUGCAGGACAGAAUCCCCACUAAGAUGAACUUAUAUGAAAGAGGCAUCAUAACUGAUAUCAACCAAGUGAUGUGUGGCUUGUGCGGUGAAAGUGCGGAAGACGGCAACCAUUUGUUUCUCCACUGCAAAGUGGCCCACUUGGUAUGGUAUAAAUGCUUACAAUGGUGGAGGACACGAUCGGUUCUACCUGAAACAUGUUAUGAAUCCUUCGAGCAACACUACUCAUACUUUAAAGAUCCACUGGUCAGAACAGGUUGGGACGUGGUGUGGCUCUCUGUCAUAUGGUCUCUUUGGAUGGCAAGAAAUGCAAAGACAUUCAGAAAUCACGAGAAUGACCCCAACAGAAUCUUUGAACUGGUGCAGCUAAGAACUUUCUACUGGAUUAAAGGCAAGGCAAGUAUCUACUCCUUUAAUUUUUAUGAAUGGAUGUUGGAGCCAGCUUUAAGCUUAAAAGCCAAACGAAGUAAUUAAUCGGGACUUGAAUAGAGGGACUUUUCUAUGUUAUGGACUGGUAUGUUUUACUGAACCUCUGCUUCAAUUCUACUGCUGUUUUUAUCGCUGAAUGGGUCUGUGGGGUUUCAGCAAGUUGAUUUGUUGGCUGUAUUGUGAUUGAAUUUUGUAGUAAGGGCAUGAGUACCCCUCGCACUCUAGUAAAUAAAGUUCACUUUU
Messenger RNA from Rubroshorea leprosula, 4158 nucleotides. NCBI's taxonomy places the organism in Eukaryota, Viridiplantae, Streptophyta, Magnoliopsida, Malvales, Dipterocarpaceae. The record is from the annotation of a GenBank genome assembly.